This is a messenger RNA of Protopolystoma xenopodis, 780 nucleotides long. NCBI's taxonomy places the organism in Eukaryota, Metazoa, Platyhelminthes, Monogenea, Polystomatidea, Polystomatidae. The record is from the annotation of a GenBank genome assembly.
UUGCUAAUUAAUUUUUUAGGCUAUCUAAUAAUUUUCAACAGGAAGCUUCUUGCUUAUAAACUUGCCACACCACCUGCACUACAGUCCGUCACUUCUCCUCACCCUGGUUUUCCCUCGAUGACGGAAUACAUCCUAAAAUCUCCUCCUGUCUGUUCAUUGCAAGCUGAAGAAGCUUUCCGAGCCCUCAGUCUUACGGAAAAGAAAUAUGUCAAGUCGGCGUAUGAGUCCUCCUGGAUCGGCGGAUUGAUUGACCUUAUUCAAACUUCGCCUGAGUCAGCUGGUAUCUUCAUUCUCUUUCAGAGGAUAUUUCGGAUUGAAUCUCCUGAAGAUGUUUGUAGAGCUGCUCGAGCAGCUGGGCUCGAUGAAUUAGAAUGUGAUAACGCUUUCGCAUAUAUUGCGAUGUUUUACGCUAACCUAGGCAACUAUAAGUCAUUCGGAGAUAGUAAAUUUAUUCCAGCUCUUCCAGAGGAGCGGUUUAGUAUACUUGUUUCUUCAACCAAAUCGUUCAAAGAUCCUUCCUCAGGCGUUUCUUCACUCUGGUCCAGCUUAGUUCCUGCUAUAUAUUCUCUGAAUCCACGCAGGUUGAGGUUAGAUUUUGGUCCAUCUGCUGGUAUAACGACAUAUUAUUCUUCGAAUUGUACCCGCGAAGAUGCAAAAAUCGUUGAGGGGUAUUUUCGGGCUACUCGUACUGAAGGCUACAAUACUAGGCUUUUCAAAAAAAUAGAAGAUGGAAAACAAAUAUAUUUGUUGAAAUAUGCCUCAGCUGAAGAAAAGUCUAUU